This is a messenger RNA of Aphanomyces invadans, 1610 nucleotides long. RefSeq lists its product as hypothetical. The transcript has a single exon. The coding region runs from base 333 to 878 and encodes 181 amino acids. The record is from RefSeq and is a predicted model, not a curated record. Lineage: Eukaryota; Oomycota; Saprolegniomycetes; Saprolegniales; Verrucalvaceae.
UGCGCGCAUGCAAUUGGAUCCUUAUAGUGUCAAGGCACAGUGAAAGUGCAUUAAAGCGAACGGCGUUUUCAAAAUAAACACACAAACGAAUUUCACUGGAAUUUUCCCUCCUCGACUUCCUCUGGCUGUGGCAGCGGGCUUGUCGUGGAGCUCAACGGUACCUUCUCCAGCACAGUGUCCUCGUCCUCGUCGUCCGAAUCUGCCGCGGACUGUCGCUGCUUGCGACACACGAGGGCGCCCAUGGCCACGACGACAAGCGCACUCACGGCACCGGCGGCAAUCGCGACGCCCGCCACCUUGGACUUGUCUUGAACGAUGUUGUGGACAACGCCAUGAGCCAUCUGGGACAGACUCGCCAUCGACGACUCGGAGGAAUUCGAAUGCGCCUGGACAUACUUCAACGGCUGCGCGUCGAAGUGGGCUUUUUCAUGCGGCGUUUCGCACAGCCCGGCGCCAGUCUGCGUGUCCACGAUGAGCCAAUUGACGACAACGCCCCACCGAUCCUCCCACCCGCAUGCAGUAAGUUCAAGUCGAGUAGCGGGCUCGGCAGUCGAAUUCCCAUCGGACGUUGUCUGGAACACGAGCGAAAACUUGCCAGCCAACGCAAUCACGUCAUGAAGACGGCAGUCAGCAUGGGCGAUCACGUGGUACGUGCCGUUCCAAAACUCAACGUACGAUGGCUCGACUUUGAACAGUGUGCACACGUCGUCGUUGUUCUUGUAGUGGGCAAAGGCAUCGCUCAGCGCAGACCAGACGUGCGCGGGUGCGGACGGGAGGACUUGCCACCCCUUUGCGAGGGGGGGCUGCGUCGUCGCGACGGUGGCAGCCGUAGGAUGAUGGGACUCCGUGUACUUGGACGGGUCAGUGGUGACCGGUAGUUCCUGCGUUGUAUGAGUGGGGCGCGCGGUUGGAACAAUUGUAGCGGUCGUGGCGGGAGGUGUAGUGGAAGUGGCAGGAGCAUGUGGUUUGCUCCUUUUCGUCUGUUUCGUCGAGCGCGGCUUUUGUGUUGAAGACGUAGCAGGUCGAAUGCUUUCCGGGAUCACGAUUGUGUUGUUUGCACUGGACGAAUUGGAUGCUGUUGAGUUGAUGGAACUAUUUGGAAUCCCUUGUGGGGUUGAUGCGGUGGACUCGAGGACACCAGGAGAUGUCGCGUUCUUGGCUGGACUGGUCAUGUUUGGGUGCGAUGUCACAUUGGCUACCCCAUUCAAGGCUUGUUCAGAAUGUCGCACAUGGGUAGAUGACGGCAAGGGCGACGAGAAAACGACAAUAGCGUCGGAGAUUUCGACAUCGUCGCCUUCGUCUACAUCGUCGUCCUCCUUGUCGUCCUCACUGAAAUAAUAAUCCUCGUCAUCGUCGAGGUCAUCGUCCGGCUCGUUCGGUUCUUCCUCAUCUUGGUCUUCUGGGCACAAGUCAAACUUGCAGUCGAGCAGCUUGUUUCGGUACACUUUCGAGCCAUCGUCACAAACAAGGUGGUCACGCUUGCAAUGCUUCGACUUCUUUGCCACGGACAUACCACGGGCCUCUGCGCUUGGCACGGCCAGCAAGGCCACGACCGUCAGCAGCUUGACCCAGCCCCGCAUGUCCAGGUCGCUGUGGGUCUUGGUGAAAAU